This is a messenger RNA of Lachancea thermotolerans CBS 6340, 2880 nucleotides long. It is a transcript of the gene CSE1, whose product is annotated as importin-alpha export receptor. Gene Ontology annotation, molecular function: nuclear export signal receptor activity; small GTPase binding. NCBI's taxonomy places the organism in Eukaryota, Fungi, Ascomycota, Saccharomycetes, Saccharomycetales, Saccharomycetaceae. The coding region runs from base 1 to 2880 and encodes 959 amino acids. Gene Ontology annotation, cellular component: cytosol; nuclear envelope. Gene Ontology annotation, biological process: protein export from nucleus; protein import into nucleus. The record is from RefSeq and is a predicted model, not a curated record. The transcript has a single exon.
AUGGCAGAACUGGAGUCAAUUGCACAGCUUCUAGAUCAGUCACUUGAGGCUUCUACUGCGAAAAGCGCGGAAGCUAACCUUAAGGCAGUAGAGAACCAACCGGGGUUUGUUUUGACGCUUAUGCAUGUUGUGGCAUCGCGCAACCUUCCAGCUGCCACACGGUUGGCGGGUUCUCUAUUCUUCAAAAACUUCGUCAAAAGAAAGUGGAUAGAUGAAAAUGGGGCCUAUUUGAUUCCGGAAGACGAUGUUGUGGCUGUUAAGAGAGAAAUUGUCCCGCUCAUGAUUGCGCUACCGGGCAACCUCCAGGUACAAAUUGGAGAAGCUAUUUCGGUGAUUGCAGACUCAGAUUUUCCUCAUAGAUGGCCCGACUUGCUUGACGAGUUGAUAGCGAGGUUGUCAACCGACGACUUCGUCACCAACCGAGGAGUGCUGACGGUGGCCCACUCGAUAUUUAAAAGAUGGCGUCCGCUCUUCAGAUCCGAUGACUUGUUUUUGGAGAUCAAAAUGGUUCUUGACAAGUUUGCUGCUCCAUUUAUGAGUUUACUUCAAAAUGUGGACGAACACAUUUCUAAUAGCGAUAAUGAUCCUGCGAAACUAACCUUGCUUUUCGAUGUUCUUUUGAUCUUAGUAAAGCUGUAUUACGACCUGAACUGUCAGGAUAUCCCCGAGUUCUUUGAGGACAACGUACAGAUAGGAAUGGGCAUAAUGCACAAGUACCUGGCUUACCAGAAUCUGGCCCUGGAGGAUGCUGAUGAAGAAGAUCAGCCCAGCAUAGUGACUAGAACAAAAUCUUGUAUUCAAGAAUUAGUUCAGCUUUACACUACUAGAUAUGACGAUGUUUUUGGCCCCAUGGUUAACGAAUUUAUACAAACCACCUGGGGUUUGCUAACUACGGUUUCCUUGCAGCCCAAGAACGAUGUGCUAAUUUCAAAAUCAUUUAAUUUCAUGACCGCUGUUACAAAGAUACCAAAGUAUUUCGAGGUUUUCAACAGCGAGGCUGCUUUGAACAACAUCACGGUACAAAUUAUACUGCCUAAUAUUACAUUGCGCGAGUCUGAUGAAGAACUUUUCGAAGAUGAUCCUAUAGAGUACAUUAGAAGAGAUUUGGAAGGAUCUGACUCCGAUACCAGGCGGAGGGGAUGUACGGACUUCUUGAAAGAACUCAAAGAAAAAAACGAAAGUCUUGUUAUUCCAAUUGUUCUCGCGCACAUCAAAGCUUUCUUUGCGGAAUAUGCGGCAGACCCCUCUGCUAAUUGGAAAUGCAAGGACUUAUGCAUCUACCUCUUUUCUACAUUAGCAAUACGCGGUACUAUCGGUAAUCCUGGCGUUUCGUCAACGAGCAAUCUCUUGGAUGUGGUUGAUUUUUUCACAAAGGAGAUCACGCCAGAUUUAAUGGGCCCUGCCGCACACCCUAUCCUGAAAGUCGACGCAAUCAAAUAUAUUUACACGUUUCGCAACCAAUUGAACAAAAGCCAACUCAUUGAAAUUCUGCCGGUUUUAGCGAACCUCUUACAGGCCGAUGAAUUCGUGGUUUAUACUUACGCUGCAAUUACUAUCGAGCGCAUUCUCUCCAUUAGAGAAUCAAAUUCAUCAUCAGACUUUAUUUUCAAAAAGGCAGAUUUAGCAGGAAGUUCCCAUGUUUUACUACAAAACUUGUUCAAUUUAAUAUUCAAACAAGGAAACUCGCCUGAAAAACUGGCGGAAAAUGAGUUCCUCAUGAAAACUGUCUACCGUGUUCUUUUGACCUCAGAAGAACUGACAGCACCUUUCGCUCAUGAAAUUGCUAAGCAGCUUCUCCACAUUAUCUCAAUUAUCUCGAAAAACCCUUCAAACCCCAGGUUCUCUCAUUAUUGCUUUGAAUCGCUCGGUGUUGUGGUAAAAUUCAACAAGCAAUCUAUGAGUGAAUUUAUGGAGAUGAUGAUGCCUCAGUUUUUGGAGAUUCUGUCGGAAGAUGUCCAAGAGUUUACGCCCUAUAGCAUUCAGAUUAUUGCAUAUUGUAUCGAGCAACUGCCAGCCGCAAGUUCACUGCCUCCUUCAGUUUCCCAAUUGUGUCAGCCAAUUCUCUCUCCAGCGGUCUGGGAACUUAAAGGAAACAUUCCCGCCCUCACCAGGCUUCUCAAAGACAUUUUGCGCGUAGAUCCAACCGCAUAUCCUGAUUUAGUCCCAGUCUUGGGGGUCUUCCAGCGCCUUAUAGCUUCUAAAACCUACGACGAAAAUGGCUUUGAGCUUUUGGAAUAUAUUGUGACUUACUUGCCCUUAGAUUCCAUCGUUCCGUAUGUGAAGCAAAUUGCAGUGCUUCUUUUGCAGCGGUUACAAAACUCCAGGACCGAAAAGUACGUUAAAAAGUUUGUUGUGUUUCUGAGUAUUGUUGCUUACAAGCGUGGAUCUGAUUUUGUGGUGGAUUUUAUCGACGGGGUUCAGGUUGGGCUUUUCCGCCAAAUUUGGUCCAAUUUUGUUAUUAACACUCUUCCAACUAUGGGUAACCUUUUGGACCGCAAGAUUGCAAUCAUUGGUAUUCUAGCAGUUUUGACUACUGGUACAAAAUUUUCUGCCAACUACUCGGAUCUUUUAGCUCCAUCAUUGGAAGUUCUAGUUGAGACAGCCACGUCUGAUAGCAUUGUCAACUUGAACAGCGACUACGUUGACCUUGAGAAUUUAGAAGAAAUAACAACCUUCGGGUCCAGCUUUAGUAGGCUGACAUCCAUAUCUGAAAAGAGUUUUGACCCUCUUCCCGAGGUCGAUCUCACUUCAGGCGUGCGCAGCUACGUGAGGGAAGCGCUUGCAGCUUUCAAUGAUAAAACCAACAAUGGGCUCGCAAGUUUGGCACCACAGCUUUCAGAGAGCGCCAAGAGUGCAUUGCAUAACCUGGGUUUCAACUAA